CUCAAAGCAUAUAAAAAAACCUCAACAGAGGAAACAAAGCAUAAAAAGGCAUCAUCGAAAGCCAACCACUCUCAACAAAAAGUUGUCUUUCUAAAUCCUAAACUCAAAAAAUACUAUUCCUUUCAAAAAAAAACCAAGAAGCGUAUGGAAGAAGAUGGAGACGCGUCUACGCCGUUCUGGCUUCAAUCCCGCCGCAACAACAACACUUACUUCCGCCGUACCUCUAGUCUCGGCAACCGCGCAACCACCGUCGCAAUCCAAUCAUUCUUCGCCGGAGUAGCUGCGAUCCUCAUAGUCUUCUUCAUCAUCCCUCCUUUCUUCUCCUCAGUUUCUCAGUUUCUCCGACCACAUCUUGUCCGUAAAAGCUGGGACUAUCUCAACUUCGUUCUCGUCCUCUUCGCAGUCAUCUGCGGCUUCCUAAGCCGCAACACCGGUAACGACGACACCAAUCACAACAAGGAACAUGUCACUAAAAACAAUGACGUCAUCAACGGAUAUAGUUUCGACAAGUUCCCGAGCUCUCCGUCUAUCAUCGAUCGAGGUCGUGCCACGCCACGUUAUUGGAUUGACGGUGGAGAUCAGUUUCCGGAUCAGACUGUUUACAAGAGGUUUAGUAGGCUACGUAGUGUUAGCUCGUAUCCAGAUCUGAGUAACCGAGAAUUUGAAACCGAUGAACGGUGGAGAUUUUACGAUGAUACACGUGUCAGUGAAUGCCGUUAUGAACCUUCAGAUCCGAUCUAUCAAGAUCAAGCAAACGUCGACGACGGAGGAGAGAAGCUUCAUAACGGCGAUUCUGUUACUGAGAAAGUUGAGACGGCGGCGGCUGAAGUAGUGGAAGAGAUAUCAGUACCUUCUAAUCCGGCGCCUCCACCUUCUGCUCCGCCGUCUCCUCCGCCGUCUAAGCCGGCGAAGAGAAGGACAAAGAGAGUUUGCCAAGACGUUGCUCCAAGGGAAGAGAAGGAGAGAGCUGAUUUUAUGGCGGCGGCGACGCCUCCGAUUACACCGACUCCGCCUCCUCCGACGACGACUGUGUAUCGGAAGAGCAGUAAACAGGAGAAGAAGAAAGGCGGAGCAACCAAAGACUUUCUGAUCGCUCUACGGAAAAAGAAGAAGAAGCAGAGGCAACAAAGCAUCGAUGGUCUCGACUUACUCUUCGGCGGCUCCGAUCCUCCUCCGCCGUCAAAUUCACCGCCGCAACCUCCACCUCCGCCGCCUCCACCACCUUUCUUCCAAGGCCUCUUCUCAUCCAAAAAAGGUAAAAGCAAGCGAACAUACUCAAAUCCACCGCCGCCUCCGCCGCCACCACCUCACCGGAACUUCCAAUCACGCGCGUCAACUUCCAAGAAUCGUAAAGCUCCGAUGGAAUCGAAUCCGCCGGCUGAAGUAACACGGUUCACCGGAAGCGAAUCGCCGUUGAUGCCGAUCCCUCCGCCGCCUCCUCCGCCGCCGUUUAAAAUGCCGGCGUGGAAGUUCGUGAAGCGUGGGGAUUACGUUAGGAUGGCUAGCAACAUUAGUAUAAGCUCAGACGAACCUGAUGAUGAUCAGGAUGCAGCUCAAGCAGGUAAGUCUGUUGGGAGUAUGUUCUGUCCGAGUCCUGAUGUGGAUACCAAGGCCGAUGAUUUCAUCGCGAGAUUCAGAGCUGGGCUCAAGUUGGAGAAGGCCAACUCUGUGAAAAGAGGGAGAUCCAAUUUAGGACCCGAACCCGGUCUAGGUGGAUCCGAAUCUUAAACGGGUUGUAGGCUUUAGGCCCAAGCGUAUAGAUGUUGAUUUCUUUUUUUUGUAUUUGUGUUUUCUUUCUUGAACGUCGGAUUCCUUUUUGGUGAGAGUACUUUGUGCUGUUUUUUUUUUUCCUUACAUUUAUUUAUUUUUAUUUUCGUAUACGUAGCUUUGUGGUUUAUACAAUUUUAGCCCAUCAUAUUGGCUAAAUCUUGAUGUACUUUGUGAAAAAAGAAUCUGUUAUUUGUUUCUUUAAACUUGUAAAUAUACCUUAAGC
Eruca vesicaria subsp. sativa (arugula) is the source of this 1993-nucleotide messenger RNA. The record is from the annotation of a GenBank genome assembly. Lineage: Eukaryota; Viridiplantae; Streptophyta; Magnoliopsida; Brassicales; Brassicaceae.